Molecule: messenger RNA, 4183 nt
Organism: Paramisgurnus dabryanus
Lineage: Eukaryota; Metazoa; Chordata; Actinopteri; Cypriniformes; Cobitidae
Product: CAP-Gly domain-containing linker protein 4
Molecular function (GO): protein binding
Source: RefSeq, a predicted model, not a curated record
AGUGCAUCUGCAAGCAGAAGCCGAAACCACAAGAUAGAACGACAACAUGAUCACGAAACUGGCGAUACAAAAAGAGAAACUGGUUCUUCAUUUCAUAAACAGACGCUUUCAUCCAUAUAUGACUUACAGCACACUGUGGUGAGAGGGAGAUGACAAAGGAGGAUGUGCUGAGAGAGUCCUCAGAAGGAGACCCGGUCCUGGGACGCAGCAUUAUUUCCCGCUCUUCUGACCGACCGGUGAUUCAUCAGGUGGCGUCAACGCCCAUGCCUUCAGACUCUGAGUUCUCCUUCUUUGACCCUGGUGAUCCUCAGUGCCGGGAGGUUCUGUUCGACCCUCGGACUACAGUGCCCGAGCUCUUUGCUAUUCUCAGGCAGUGGGUUCCCCAAGUCCAGCAAAAUAUUUGUUUUAUAGGCAAUGAGAUUCUAAAGAGAGGCUGCGGUGUCAAUGACAGAGAUGGUCUCACUGACAUGACUUUACUUCACUACAGUUGUAAAGCAGGGGCUCCUGGAAUAGGUGACGCUGAGAGCUCAGCCAGUUUUGCUCGUCAGCUGCUUUCCCUGGGAGCCGAACCAUCCCUACGCAGUCGCUGGACGAACAUGAAUGCUCUCCACUAUGCUGCAUAUUUCGAUGUUCCCGCUCUCAUCCAGGUGGUUCUUCAGGCUUCGAAGUCAGGAGAGGUGGACUCAACCUGCAGCGAUUUUUACUUUGGCACCGCCUUGCACAUUGCUGCCUCGAACCUGUGCAUUUCUUCAGUGAAGUGUUUGCUGGAGAUGGGAGCUAACCCUUCUUUUAAGAAUGAGAAGGGUCAGUGUCCAGCUGAUGUUGUUCCUGAGCCUUCAGACAUGCCUCUAGAAAUAGCUGACGCUGCACUGCAGGCCAAAGAGCUUCGUGCAUUGCUGCAGGAAGUCCUUCCCUGGCCAGUACCUCCCCUUCCUCUGCUGUGUGUUCGACCUACUGGCCUCCUCUCGGAAAAGGCCCGUGACCAGCUCUCAAGCAUGGGCCUUCACCUUGGAGACAAAAUAGUCAUUGCUGGUCAAAAGGUUGGCAUUCUGCGAUUCUGUGGCAGUACUGAAUUCGCUGGUGGUCUUUGGGCUGGAGUGGAGCUUCAUCAACCAGUAGGCAAAAAUGAUGGAUCUGUAGCAGGUGUUCAGUAUUUCACUUGCCCUAAUAAACAUGGAAUCUUUGCUCCACUUUCUAAAAUUAGCAAGCUUUCUGAGCGCCGGAAAGACAGUACCCGCCAGCUUGGCACUUCUGUCUCCCACCCAAGACGCAUUGACUUAGCACGAGUCACAUCAAAGGUCAACACAGGUUUUCUUUCCCGCAGUUGCUCAACCUCCUCAUCCUCUCUAGACUCCAGACAAACUUCAUCCAGGCGACAGCCACGCCCACUUCAACGGCAAAGACCGCCUCAACGCCCUUGGCAAGAACGAACCCCUCCGAGUGCCAGAUCCACACCACCAUCCUGCUCUCUAACCGCCACCCCACAUUCUGUAAUUGCUCGGAGCAGGACCCCCUCAGCAAGCAGUGCAACACAUGAGAACCCAGAGGUGCAUUUGGGAGAGCGAGUGUUGGUGGUGGGACAGAGGACAGGAAUUGUUCGGUUUUACGGCAAGACCAGUUUUGCUCCAGGAUUUUGGUUGGGGAUUGAGUUGGACAAGCCAAGCGGAAAGAAUGACGGCUUAGUUGGAGGAGUGCGAUACUUCAGCUGUCCCCCAAAACACGGAGUCUUCGCCCCACCCUCACGAGUUCAGAGGAUUCAUGGCUCAGUGGACUGUUUGUCAGAGCUGUCGUCAUCUCGGAUGAACUAUCCUUUCACAGGAAUCCGUCGCACUCUUAGCACAUCCUCAGCUAUUGCCACACAGAGAGAACCAAGUCGGAAAAGUCAAGUUACAAGGAACCGAUCAAGUAACUUGCGGCGACGUUGGAGCGUGGUCAGUGCCAGCUGGGGGAUAUCAAAGGCAAACAAUAAUGUUAGGCCUGUGCCUAACCGAGUCGGUGGCUCCACCAGUUCCUCUGGCUCAGACAGCACUGUGAAACUGCACCUGGGCAUGCAGGUCUUACUAAUUAGUGCCAAUGAAAUGGGUACCAUUCGUUACAUUGGCACAGCUGACUUUGCCCCCGGCCUCUGGCUGGGUCUUGAACUGCGGAGCCCAAGGGGAAGAAAUGAUGGAUCUGUGGGCAAUCAACGCUAUUUCAGUUGUCGGCCUGGCCAUGGGGUAUUGGUAAGGCCCAGCAGGGUCACUUACCGUGGUAUAAAUGGAGCCAAGCUGGUGGAUGAAUGCUGCUGAGACGGUCACACAUUUACCAUCCAUCUGUCUUUAGGUUAAGUUUGUUUUCUUGUAACACUUUAGCAAACCUGAAAGAUAUGUAUUUAAUACUGCUGUAGCUAUCCGACUUUUAUAGCUGAUAAACUGUUUACUUAAUUUUUAUGUCUUCUGGUGUUAGUUUCAGCUAAACAAAUACUGUGUACGAAAAUGUUUUAUGUCAAAUCUUGCUGAGAAAGUUUUGGCUAGAUGUGCAAGUUCAAACAGGGUACAGUAAACAGUAGCAAUAUCUAAGCACUUUAAAAGGAAAACACUAAACUUAAACUGCAAACAUUCCUUUUAGAUUUGAUAAAAUAAUAAUCACUUUAAUAUUAUCAUAAUCUGAGAACUACUAGUUAUUAUGGGUAAAAAAAAAUCUAAAAGUAUUACUCCGCAGAUGAUGCAGCAGUUGUUGCUGACUGGGUUAAUUACGAUUUUUUUUUUUGCAUGUUAGACAUACUACUCAGCAGAGAAAUCAAUUCUAUUAAGUCAAUGUCCAUCUGAAUUUACCUUUAGUUUUUGGAUUAAACCCAUAUUAGGAGCAUUAUUGUGCAUGUAGUAGAUGACUUCUAGAGUUUGUCAAGAUUUAGAAUUUCAGAGGCAACCAAUUAUAAACUGGAUAAUUGUAAUUUACUGUUUUUAAAUUAUGUAAGUUGUAAUACUUCGAAAUAAUGGUGAGGUUGACACUCUUCAUAUCUGAUUCCAUAAAUAUUAUAGAUUUUUUUAUUUAAGAUUAUAUGUUAAUGAGAAGAGUCUGCUAUAAUCAUUUUCCUAAAUAGUUUUUUUAUUUUAGGAGAAAUUGUUAUUCAAACUUUUCAAGGGUAACUGUAACAUUACAUAUUUGAUCCAUUUAUUUCAUGUGUAUUUGUAAUUGUAUUUUUAUUUCUAUUUUCUAUAAUUUUCCAUAUAGUUAAAGACAAAAACCUUAUACAAAAUUCUUAAGUCAGCAACCAUUAGUCUUAAGUUACAUUUUUGGAAAUUAAUGCCUGGUCUGUUUUUGAUGUCAGGUAAAUGCUCCUCAGAGCUAGCACAUGACCAAUGACUGAUUCUUUAAUGAUCAUAUCAAUUGCACUAAUAAGAACAUUAAUAGACAGACAUUGACAUAUUUUAUGAGGCAAACUGAUGAGAAAUACACAAGGGUAAUAAUACAUACAAAUAAUUAAAUGAAUAUGGUUAUAAAACAAGACAAAUUCCAAUGGAAAAUAAUGUCUUAUUGUACCUGUCAGGCUGCAGGUGUAUUCUGUACUGUAUGAACAUUCUCUUAUUGUGUUUGGUGUAUAUUUUCUCUGAAAUGAAAUGUAGUAUUUAGAAAUAAAAUGAAGAAAUUAAGUACAUCUGAAUUAUUAAAUGUAAUGUGCAUAGGGUGUUUGUCAAAUAUUUUGUAUAAAAUACAGUGGCAAGAAAAGGUAUGUAAACCCCUAGGAAUGAACUGGUUUUCUACAGUGAUUUGACAUAAAAUGUGAUCUGAUCCUUAUCUUGGUCACAACAAUAGGCAAACACAAUGUGCAUAAGCUGACAACAUACAAAUAAUUCUAGUUGUGUCUUUUUUAAAACAUCCAUUAAACAUUUACUGUGCUGGACAAAAAUGUAAGUGAACCCUUGUAUUUAAUAGCUUGUUGAACAUCCUUUUGCAGUAAUUCCUUUACUUUAAACAAGUGCUUUUAGUAGCUCUGAAUCAGACCUGCACAUCGUUAAGAAAUAAUUUUUACCCAUUUCCCUUUACAAAAAUGGAUAAACUCAGACCAAUUUGUAGGAUGUCUUGUGUAAACCGCUCUCUUGAGGUCAUUCCACAGGUUAAGGUCUGGGGUUUGACUAGGCCACCCCAAAUGGCGCAUUUUGUUUUUCUUUGUUUUGAUCCCUCUAAAAUCUGUAUUUUAUAA